UGUUUUUUGAUUUUUGAGAGACUAGAUUUUUGACAUCUAAUGAUUAGGCCUAAUAAGCUAAUGUCUUUUCUUUGCUAAUGGAAUCUACUGGCGAUAUUUGUAAAAUAUUCCACAGUUACAAUUUUGAGGCUGAUGACGAUUUUCAAUCUGGAAUUCAAAGUAUAUUUCAACAAUGUGAAAAGACAACAGAAAAAUUGCUCCAGGCUCAGUUGUUCUAUAUCUCUAAGAAAUAUGGGAAAAUUACAGCCAUUGAUUACAGACACUGGCUUAAAGAUAAUAAUUUGGAAAAUCAGACAGAAGAUCAUAGCCUGAUUGAAGAAAGAAAAAUACACACAAAAAGUGAGCCAUUUAAACCAAAUACUGAAAAGUCACCUAGAUCAAGUAUCUGUGAAGCAAAUGUUAUGAGCACAGAUAGAACUGAGGCAUUCAAAAACUCUGAAACUAUUGAUUCUUGCCAACAAUUAAUUUCUGAAAUAGUAUUGUCAGAGAAAGAUGAUGAAAUAAAGACAGUUUUGUCUGACACUGAUGAGGUGCCUAUAGCUAGCUUUGGUCAGGUGGUAGAAAUGAUAUCUAAGGGUCUACCAUUACCUGGUGUUACUGAACUAGAUAUAAAACCAUUGGACAUUGAACCAACUGAAACCAGAAUGGAGCGGAGGAUCAAACCCUGGGAACAGGGAUAACUUUGAAAUGGGGAGGGG
Messenger RNA from Saccostrea cuccullata (small rock oyster), 698 nucleotides. RefSeq lists its product as uncharacterized. Bases 78 to 680 code for a protein of 200 amino acids. NCBI's taxonomy places the organism in Eukaryota, Metazoa, Mollusca, Bivalvia, Ostreida, Ostreidae. The record is from RefSeq and is a predicted model, not a curated record. The transcript has 3 exons.